Brachypodium distachyon (stiff brome) is the source of this 3804-nucleotide messenger RNA. RefSeq names its product disease resistance protein RPP13. Gene Ontology annotation, biological process: defense response to other organism. The record is from RefSeq and is a predicted model, not a curated record. The transcript is spliced from 3 exons. Lineage: Eukaryota; Viridiplantae; Streptophyta; Magnoliopsida; Poales; Poaceae. The coding region runs from base 272 to 3244 and encodes 990 amino acids. Gene Ontology annotation, molecular function: ADP binding.
UGUAAUGUGAGUACCAAACUACCAACCCCAAUCAUCCGUUGACUAGUCCGUCGCCAGCCAUAGCCAUGGAGGGGAAGCAGCGGCCACUCCCACGCAUCGUCGUCGCCGUCGCCGUCGCCCCCCUCCCCAUCUCCGUCGCUGCCGCGGCGGCGGACGCUCCGCCCAAAAUCGGCUUCUCUCCCGCGCAGCCCGAGUAGGCCGCCUUCUCCCAUUUCCACCUCGCUGAGCUCCCAAGUCUCAAACUCCCAACCCCACUCGCCGUCGGUACACGAUGGAGGCCGCCGUGGCGAGCGCUCUGACAAAGGAGGUGGCGCUGAAGCUGGUGUCGCUGCUGAGCGAGAAGCACAAGCUCUCCAAGGGCCUCAUGGAAGACCUCCGCUUCAUCCGGACCGAGCUCGACAUGAUCUCCAGCGCCAGGGACACCCACAGCCACCUCGGGAACCCGGGCGCCUCCGCAUCAGCAUCCCAGGCCGCGGUGUCCAUGGACGAGAUGCGGGAUCUGGCGCACGACAUCGAGGACUGCAUCGACCGCUUCCUCCCCUGCGUCGCCUGCGAGGGGGAAGCCUCGACCGUCCUCCACCGCAUGAAGAAGGCGGUCUCGAGCACCAGAUCCCGGUUCGCGGCCGAGAUCCACAAGCUCAGGAGGAGGCUCAAGGACGCGCACGAGCGGAGGGUCAACUACGACGUCCACCACCACAGCGGCGGGGCCUCGUCCUCCUCCGCCGCUUCUUCUUCUCCGGCGACGGUGGCGGAUGCGGCCGAGAGUGACCCCGUCGGCAUCGAGGGACCCAAGCAGGAGCUUGUCGACCUGCUGCUGGGGAGCGAGCCGGGGAAGCUGAGCACGAUAUCCAUCGUGGGGUUCGGCGGCUCGGGGAAGACGACGCUGGCCAGGGCGGUGUAUGAAUCCCCUGGUGUGGUACAGAGCUACCCUUGCCGUGCCUGGGCCAUGGCAUCGCAGCACAGGGACCCCGAGGGGCUCCUGACGGCGAUACUCCGGCAAUUCACUGCCGAUGUGCCACCCGACCGAAGUUCGAUCAAAGAAUUUCUGCAGGCUACAAGGUGUUUAAUUGUAAUUGAUGACAUAAACAAGCAACAUUGGGAUGCCAUAAAGUCUAUCCUUACUAAGGAAACAGAAAGCAGAAUCAUAGUAACCACAGCUCUUCAGUCAGUAGCUAAUGCUUGCAGCUCAGAUGAUGGUUAUGUUUACAAGAUGAGCAUUCUUAAUGCGGAGCAUUCCAAGGUUUUGCUAAAUAAGAAGGUUUUCUUUCGAGGAUGUUCGCCUGAAUUGGAGCGGGGUUCAACAGCAAUUGUGGAGAAGUGUGAUGGCCUUCCACUUGCACUUGUUAGUGUGGCCAAAUUUUUGCUAGGCGAGAAUGAGCUAACAGGAAGUCAUUGUGCGCAAGUUUGCCGCAGUCUUGGUCAUCAUAUGGAGAAGGAGUCAGACUUCACAAAACUGCGACAGGUUCUUGUAAAUAACUACAGCAAUUUGUCUGGCUAUCCUCUCAGGACCUCCUUGCUAUACACAAGUUUGUUCCCAAAUGGUCAUCCCAUUAGGAAAAAUACUCUAAUUAGGCGAUGGUUAGCUGAAGGAUAUGUGCAAUGUCAGUAUAAACGCAGUGACCUGGAGGUAGCAGAUGAAAACUUCAGGGAGCUUGUUGAUCGGAAUAUUAUUCGUCCAAUUGAUGCUAGCAACAACGCAAAGGUGAAGACGUGCAAAACUCAUGGUAUCAUGCAUGAGUUCAUCCUGCACAAGUCCAUGUCUGAUUACUUUAUCACAUCUCUUCAUGAUCAAAAUCGAAGCAAUUUUCGUCACCUGUUCAUUCAAAACCCUGCAAGUGGCAGCGCCUUGGGCCUGAACCAGCACCAGCACCAGCAGACAAGUCCAAUAAACAAUGAAGCAUCCAACAGUGAGAAAUUUCGUGCCCGGUCUCUAACGAUCUUCGGGAAUGCGGGGGAAGCUGCUUCUGAGUUUUACAAGUGCAAGCUGCUGCGAGUGUUGGAUCUGGAAGAAUGCAAUGAUUUGGAGGACGAUCAUCUCAAGGACAUACAUAAGCUGUGGCAUCUAAAAUAUCUGAGCCUUGGGGGCGCUAUCAGCGAUCUUCCAAGGAAAAUUGACAAGUUACACUGCCUAGAGACACUAGACUUGAGGAAGACAAAGAUAGAGAUAUUGCCAGUGGAACUCAUUGGGUUGCCUCACCUGGCUCACUUGUUUGGAAAGUUUAAGCUUGGGACAAAUAACUUGAAAACGAGUGAACUAGUGAAGUUCUUGCCCAAAAAAAGUAAGUUGAAGACUCUUGCGGGAUUUAUUGCUGACGAGAACCCUGGAUUUCUACAACUAAUGGAUCAUAUGAAUGAAUUAAAAAAGGUGAAGAUAUGGUGUGAAUCCAGUAGUACAACAGACAACAAUAGCUUGACUCACAUUUCAAACGCAGUUCAGAAGUUUGCUCAGGAUGGUAUGGACACAACAGGUGUUCGUUCUCUGUCACUUGAUUUUGGAAAUUCUUUGGGAGACUUCCUAGGUUCUAUACAAGAAUAUUGUUAUCUUAGCUCACUGAAACUGCACGGUAGGCUGAAUCAAUUGCCUCAGUUUAUUACAUCCUUGUGUGGCCUCACGGAUUUGUGCCUUUCAUCGACUAAUCUAACGGGGAGUGAUCUAUCAAACCUGUGUAAGCUGCGCUACUUGCUUUAUCUCAAGUUGGUUGAAGCUAACCUUGGGAGCUUCAUCAUUAAAAAGGGGGAUUUCCCAAGCUUGCGACGUUUAUGCCUUGUAAUGCAAGUACCCAUCGCUCCUACGAUUGAAGAAGGGGCUCUGCCGUAUCUUGUCUCACUACAGCUGCUCUGUGAAGAUCUUGUUGGUCUUUCCGGCAUCAAGAUUGAAUACCAUGAUUGUCUCGAGGAAGUUGCUCUUGAUUCAAUGGUCAGUAUGAAAACUGUAGAAAUGUGGGAAACUGCAGCGAAGAAGCAUCCUAAGAGACCAAAAGUUACGUUUCUCAAAAGGAUUGAUCCAAGCGAAACUCAGUAUACUGUGAAAUAUGUUGCAGCAGAUGGACCAGCACGUGAGAAGAAAUCCUCCAUUGAGUUCAAUCAAGUUCAGUUAACACAGAAUAUGUCACAGAAGAAAUGUAUAAUCCAAUUGGGUACAGUGAAUAAACUCAACUCAGCUUUGAAGCAAAUGAUAGUUUCAGAACCCGAGCUGUCCAGUGCUGGGAACGGUGUGAUGCCCCCUUCUGCAAGCAUAUGUUAAAGCAGCGUUGCUGGAGUUCAGGAACUUAGCCAUGGGUUUCAACCUUAUCUAGUUUAGUGUCUGCCUCCCCGGUGAGGUCAUGCACAUGCUACCUUAGCUUUGGGCUUGUACAGGAACUCUUUUCCUAUCUAUGCAAGGAGAAGUAAAGAUUUUGCGUUUUCUCCGGUGAAAAUAUAUUGCCGGAGUUCAUCAUGCAGGCUGCGAGAUAAGCCUCCAUCCGUGCCGAACAAUGUCCGUCUCUAAGAAUAAAGUUCGCCAUGGUAUCUACUCUCUCCGUUUCAUAAUUCUUGUCAAAAUAUUACAUGUAUCUAGACACAUUUUAGGAAUAGAUACAUUCACUUUUGGACAAAUUUGAGACAAGAAUUAUGAAACGAAGGGAGUAGUUCGUGGCUGUAGAAUUAUUACUCGUAACAUAUUCUUGUAUCAUGUCAUGUAGCACAAACACGAACUAGUGUGGUAUGGUUGAUUAUCGGUGAUUUUUGCGUGAACUGGAUUUGACACGUACAGUGACGGCUUAUUGAGAUAUAGCGUGGACCUGUAUAUACACGUCCAUUUACUCA